AUGUCGUGCACUAAGAAGUUUCCAGACCAUUUAAUCAAUCUUAUUAAGAAUUCGAAGUAUGUUCACUUAGCCACAGCUUCGAUUGAUUGCAUUCCAUCUGUCUCUUUGAUGAAUUAUACAUAUAUCCCUUCUGACAAGUCUUUUGAACAAGACAAGUCAAAGAAUGACUACAUCAUCUUUGCUACAUCUGAUGACACCGAAAAAUAUAUCAAUAUAAUCAAUAAUCCAACAGUAGCAUUAUUGUUCCACGAUUGGGUUACUGCAAACAAUUUAUCAGUUAGAAAACAAAGUCUUUCUCAAACCAGUACUCCACAACCAGAAAGUACCCCUCAAGAGCAUCCAAGUAAGUUAUUAAAUUUGUUACAACAACUGAACCAAUCUGAAUUGAAUGAAAUGAGUGCUACAAUCAAGGGUCAUGCAGUUCCUAUCCAACCAAAUACAGAUGAAUCGACUUACUAUAAGAGCUUAUUGCUUAAAACAAAUCCGGAUGCUGAAGUCUUUAUUCUUGGUGAUAACACUGUUAUUGUUAAAGUCAAGAUAGAAAGUGCUAAAGUCACUGACAGCGAAAAUAAUACGAGCGUUUACAAAUGA
This is a messenger RNA of Kazachstania africana CBS 2517, 591 nucleotides long. RefSeq names its product pyridoxal 5'-phosphate synthase. The coding region runs from base 1 to 591 and encodes 196 amino acids. The transcript has a single exon. Gene Ontology annotation, cellular component: cytoplasm; nucleus. The record is from RefSeq and is a predicted model, not a curated record. Lineage: Eukaryota; Fungi; Ascomycota; Saccharomycetes; Saccharomycetales; Saccharomycetaceae.